AUGGCAUAUUUGUUUCUCUCACAGCAUCACAGGGCUAAUGCAGGGGAGUGGAGUUGUGAGACUUAUGGUAGUAAAGAUUAUAGGGGCAUGUUUUUGUCAAUGUGUCAACAGACUGAUGCUGCAGGCAAAGUGCUGGAUCGCUGGACCAUCAUGUCCCGUGAAGAGGAGAUCAUCACCCUGCAGCAGUUUCUGCGCUUUGGUGAGACCAAGUCCAUUGUGGAGCUGAUGGCCAUUCAGGAGAAGGAAGGUCAGGCAGUUACAGUUCCCUCAUCCAAGACAGACUCCGGGAUUAGGACAUUCAUUGAAAGUAAUAACAGGACCCGCAGCCCUGGACUCAUGACACAUCUGGAAAACAGUAGCCCAUCCAGCAUUCACCAUUUUGAAAACAUCCCCAAUAGCUUAGCCUUCCUGUUGCCAUUCCAAUACAUCAACCCGGUCUCUGCCCCUAUGCUUGGCUUGCCCCCCAAUGGCCUCCCCAUGGAAAAGCCUGCCCUGAGGCUUCGGGAACCUAGCCUGUCAAACCAAGGGGAGCAGGUGGACACCAGUGAGUCCGAAGUGUCUCUAUCACCCUUCUGCACAGGUCAGAGCCCUAGUCGUGGAGUACUGGGAGCCAUCAACAACACUGAACCGAAGACAGAGCCCAACAACCGUGCAUCACCCAUCUCCCCUUCCCCUUCCUCUCAGCAUGCUCAACAGCAACAACAGCAGACACAGCUCCAGCAACAGCAACAGCAGCAGUGCCAACAGCAGUCCCAAAAUCAACCUCAGCCCAACAGUUUAAGUGACCACCAGGUGCACCAUCAGUUCGUAAAGGAUGAACCUUCUAAAACUAUCAGUCAUCCUUCCUUCUCCUCAAAGAUGCAUCGUAUGCGCCGAAUGGGUGCCACCUCACGAAAGGGCAGGGUGUGCUGCAACUCUUGUGGGAAAACCUUUUAUGACAAGGGCACUCUAAAGAUACACUAUAAUGCUGUACACUUGAAGAUUAAACAUCGCUGCACCAUCGAGGGAUGCAACAUGGUCUUCAGCUCACUGCGCAGCCGUAAUCGCCACAGUGCCAAUCCCAACCCACGGUUGCACAUGCCCAUGCUGCGCAACAACCGGGAUAAGGACCUCAUCCGGUCCAAUUCUAGCUCUGGUACACCAGUCAUCUCAAGCAGCAAGAAUGGAGGCUUCACACUAACCAGCCCUGGAAGGCCACCUCUGGGCUUCACUACGCCACCUGUAGACCCUAUGCUUCAGUCACCCCUGCAAAGUCCACUAGUGUUCCCAUCACUGAAGUCAGUGCAGCCUGUCCAGCCAGUGCCCCCAUUCUACCGAACGCUACUGUCCCCAGCAGAUCUAGUCAGUCCUCCAGUGUCACUGCCAACCAGCCCUAUCAUGCCAACAACUACCAACAGCACUACUCUAAUGGAUCAGCAACAGCAGAUCCUGGCUGCUGCAGCUGUUGCUUCACACAAUAACAUUCACAUGUCAGAGGUAGGCCACUUGUCCCACCGCUUACAAACUUCUAGCGUCAAUCAGGACCUCACCACAAGCAACAGUGACCCCACGCCCAAAAAGAAGCCUCGUAAGUCUAGCAUGCCAGUUAAAAUUGAGAAAGAAGUGAUUGAUGUGGCAGAUGAAUAUGAGGACAAAGAUGAGGAUGAUGAUGACAUCCACCAUAAUCACCACCAUCACCAAUCCUCUAUUCUUCACAACAAUAUCAAAAUGAAUGGAACCUGCAACAACAACAGUGGAAAUGGCAGUGGACACCAAAGUGGUGGAAGUGGGCAACAAUCCCCUUCCCAAGAUGACAUGAGCCCGGGCUUAGCUCUGAGAGGCAUGAUGAGACAAAGUGAAGAUGAGUGCAGAGAAGGUACCGGGAGUGACAGCAGAGGCGCAGCGUCAGAGCUACGUUGUAUGGACAGCUUUACCUCAGAAGAUCAGGACCACGAGAGAGACUUUGAAAAUGAAUCUGAAACCUCUGAUUCCAAAAUGUUCUAUCGAGAUGAGCUGAUGGACGUGGAAGAACAACAAAAGCACAGCAGGGGCGGGAGGGUUCUUGACAAAGAACAAGACAAUGACGGUAGUGAUGAAGCUCAUUUGAGAAAAGAAAUUGGAGGAAAGAGUCAUUCUUCUCCCUCCCCUAACCAGCCCUCUAUCAAGAUCAAAGAAGAACUCAAUGAUCCAACAUAUGACAUGUUCUGCAUGAGCCAGUAUGGUCUCUACAACGGAGGAAUGGCAGCAGCUGCUGCUAGUAUGGCUGCUCUACAUGAGAGCUUCAUCUCGUCGAUGGGAUAUGGUGCCAGUCCACCCAAAUUUCCUUCCUCGCAAUCGCCAGAAGGAGAUUCAUGUUCAAGCCCCGACCCCAAGAUUUGUUAUGUGUGUAAGAAGAGCUUCAAGAGCUCUUAUAGCAUGAAACUGCACUACAAGAAUGUGCACCUAAAAGAGAUGCAUGUGUGCACUGUGGCUGGCUGCAAUGCUGCCUUCCCCUCCAGGCGGAGCCGAGACAGGCACAGCUCCAACAUCAACCUGCACCGCAAACUGCUGACCAAAGAGCUGGACGACAUUGUCCUGGACCCCCAACUCACGCCAUUACCCAAGGACCUGCAAGCCGAGUUACUGGCAAAGAUCUACGCUGGGUAUCACAUGGGCCUAGACCCCAUGGCCAGGAUGGGCAUCGGAGGGGCCUAUUUUGCACCCCCUGGUCUGAACCAUAAUGCCCAUUCCCCCAUGAGCAACGAGUACCACCACCAUCCUCUUAAUCAAGACCUUAAAAACCACCACACUAAUGGCCUGUUCCAGGGCCAGCCCGACGACUACAUGGUGUUGGAUUUGAGCACGACAUCCAGUGUUCAAUCCAGCAGCAGCGUCCACUCCUCACACGGGUCGGAGGAGGGCAGUGAUGAAGGCAUCUUGUUGGAUGACUUGGAAGAGGAGGGAGAAGAUGAGGAGGAGGAGGGCAACAGUGAGGGAGACGAUUGCUCCCAGCGUGCAGAGGGGCAGGCUGAAGGAGGCCAUCAGGAUGAGACUGGAGAACAUAAAGAAAGGCGAGGUGAGGGAUUGGACCCUUCCUCCUCACCGUUCUUCCUUUCGUCCACAGGGGGCAGCAAUGGUAGCCCCAGUGGGAUCCUCUGCAACAUCUGCCACAAAAUGUACAGCAACAAAGGGACCCUGCGUGUGCACUACAAGACUGUGCACCUGCGAGAGAUGCACAAGUGCAAAAUUCCUGGCUGCAACAUGGUAUUUAGCUCAGUGCGCAGCCGUAACAGACACUCUCAGAACCCCAACCUCCAUAAAAACAUGCCCUUCUCUACAAUAAUAGACUAGAGACUGACUUGCUACUUGACCCUCCUGUUUGUCUUCCCACCCCUCCCCUCAUUCCUCAUCCUUAUUCCUCCUCAUCUUAGCUAGUAACCCCAGCCCAGGAACAUCAACUGCAAGCUAAAUGCCUGUAUGCAUCCUUCCUGUCCAUUGUAAGUCAUUACGAGACACUUAUAUCUCCAUCUAUAAAAAUGAAUUGACUUAAUCAUUGUGUCCUUUGACUUGUUCUUCUUUGGAAGAACAGGAUGACACUUAUAGGCAUUGAGUUUGCUUUCAAAUAAACUUCCAGGAAUAUUUCAUAAGCCCAUCAAUAUUUUCUUUUUCUACCCUCUUGUGUUGAUAUCCAUCUCCAAAGAUUCCAUUCAAACUCUUAUUUGUGACUUUGCCUGCAGAAAAAAAUAGUAUUGACAAAAGAAAAUCUUCUUGUUGUAUUUGUGUAAUGAUAGCUUUUUAAUGAACCCCUUACAAAAGCAUGACAGCUCCAUUUGUAAAUAUUGUCCCAAGAGGCUUUCGGUGUAAAAGUUGUGUUGAUGGUUGUUUGCUUCUUUUUAUCCUCUCUUUAUGGUUUUAUGUUACAGUCCAGUACAGUACUUCCAGCGAUAGGCAAGAAAGAGGUAGCAUCUUAAUAGCUCGACUCAUUUAUUUUAGCUUCAAAGGAAAGAUUUAAACUGAGUCCUAGGGAAAAAACAAAUAUCAUGUGACUUGUUUUAACUGCUUGUUAGAUAUUCAGAAGUUGCCAGCAUGCUUUUGAGGCUCUUACACUGAUAUCAUUCUCUGUGUUUCUAUUGAUUUCUUUUUCUUUCUGUCUUUUUUUUUGUCUGUUCUGUUUUUUAAGCUUUAGUAUACCAAUUCCGUUUUUGCACUUUGCAUCUAUACAAGGGGAUGUGUAAUAUUAUUAUAAUGAGGCUUUUUGCAAUGGUGACUUUGGGUGUUGUCUUGGGUCACUGAUGCCCACAGUGCUGAGGGGGAACUGACAGUACCUUCAAUAUACUGUACUUGUGCCAGUUUCUUAUUGCACAUGUUCAGCUUCCAACACAGUCUCACAAUAGAAAACAUCCUGGAGAUGGACAGAACCAGAGCUCAUGUAUCAGUGCCCUAAAGCAUCGAUAGUCCAGGGCAGACUACAUUUGAACUGCUAUCUCACAAACUCAAAGAAACUGACUGAAGAUAACAUUAGAGAGUAAAUGCUGUAUGUUUCUCAUGCACAUCAUAAUUACUUCCAACAUUUAGGGAAUUCAUUUUUCCAUAGCAUGUGAUUAGUCGACCAAACAAAGUUAUCAGUGCAAGAAAUAGUGUGUUUUCAAUUGUCCAACAGAUGAGGCAAAUUUUAAAAUAGUCCUUAAACUGUGACCAAAGUAUAGUGUUUGCUUAAAAAAGAUUCUUAGAGUGUGACAUUGUGCUUAAACCAUGCCCAGUUGGAUGCACUUAGGUCUUAAAACUUUAUGUGACAUUUUACUGUAGGUUUCCAUUGCUGAGCACCAACUUUAAAUAUGCUGUAUGAAAGACAUUGACAUUAUUCUUCUCUUGGUUUCUAAGAACUUUUGACUUGACCAUGGCUCUCACGGUACACAUAUUUCCAGUAAAUAAACAAAGUAGCCAAGGGAGGGGGUAUUUAUUGGUAGGUGAUGUGUCUUCAUCAAGAUGUAUUUGUCCAGUGAAAGUACAGUUUUUGUUUAAAAAAAAAAGAAAAAAAGAAAAGAAAAAAGAAAAAUGCAAAAUGCAAAAUAGACACUGUUCAUCAGUUUGGACUGGUUUAUCAGUGAACUAGUAUUCCGAUAUGUUAC
This is a messenger RNA of Menidia menidia (Atlantic silverside), 5087 nucleotides long. NCBI's taxonomy places the organism in Eukaryota, Metazoa, Chordata, Actinopteri, Atheriniformes, Atherinopsidae. The record is from the annotation of a GenBank genome assembly.